This is a messenger RNA of Fomitopsis serialis, 843 nucleotides long. RefSeq lists its product as uncharacterized. Bases 1 to 843 code for a protein of 280 amino acids. Lineage: Eukaryota; Fungi; Basidiomycota; Agaricomycetes; Polyporales; Fomitopsidaceae. The transcript has 4 exons. Gene Ontology annotation, cellular component: ascospore wall; prospore membrane; lipid droplet. The record is from RefSeq and is a predicted model, not a curated record.
AUGAAUUCGGUCGGCUCAGAACAUCCAGAGCGUCGACCGCUAUUGGCGACGCCUCUCCAUGUAGCCACCAGUUCGCCUUGGUUGUACCCGUUCAAGGGCAUGUACUUCUUCAUGGGCCACUCGUUUCUGUGGCCUGUUCUGCGAGCGAGGUUACUGCCAUGUUUCAUCUUGUCGCUCAUUGUAUACACCUUCCUUUUCCUCGUUGCCUACCUCCCACAAGUCGCGUUCUUUGCGAUAUUCUAUGGACGUUCGCUUGCAUGGGUCAAUGCCGCAUUUCUCGUCCUCGGUGAAGGCGCUGCAAUAGUCGCGAUUCUAUUCGAGGCAUUCUUCGUGGACGAAGGCUUGGCUGACAUCUUCGACGCUGUGCUUAUCCACGAAGGGCUGGAUGACCUAGUGGCUCAAGGCCGUGAUCUCGUUCCAGAUGGCGCGGAUCCAGUCAAGAAGCUGGGCAAGUCCCGAAUAUCGCAUGUCUACAGCCCGUUUUCUUUCCGCCAAAUUUGCGAGUUCGUUAUACUCCUGCCUCUAACAUUUGCGCCUGUCGUGGGCACGCCAAUAUUCCUGGUCUUGACGGGUUACCGUGCGGGCCCCUUGCAGCAUUGGCGGUACUUCAAGCUUCUCGGUCUCACCGAGAAAGACAAGAAGCAGGCGAUCAAGCGCAGACAGAGAAAAUAUACAUGGUUCGGCACGGUGCAUUUGGCUCUGCAACUUAUCCCAGGGCUAAGUAUGUUGUUUCUGCUCACAACUUCGGUGGGAUCGGCGAUGUGGGCGGCCAAAUUGGAGAAGAAACGAAGGUUGGCAGCGGUAAUCGUUCAAGACAUUGCUUUAGGCCUUAGCACUGUAUGA